AGAAGUUAGAUACUAAAGAUAUUUUGAUGAAAAUGAUAAUUUCCGAGGCAGCUUCUUCAUUUCCCGAUGUAUCUCAAGGUGAUUUUCAGAUGUAUCCCGGCGGCGAAGUCGUUGUUUCGACCUCUCUUGAAGCUAGUUCCAUCUCAGAAUCUCACUUAAAUUCUCUACUUUAUAGUCUCUGUCUUCUCAAAGACAAGGUUCAUCAGGUUCAGUCUUUGGUUAAUAUUAUUCUCUUCGCACCAAAUGAUCACCAGACCCAGCCUGAGUCAACUUCUCUAGCCACAGCGAGGAUGGGGAAUGUGAUUCAAGAAAUAAUUGUUACUGCAUCUUCAAUGGCUUUAACUUGCCAGCAGAUGGCUAUUGCUUCAAACUCAGCACCAGCCAAUAACAACAACACCGAUGAAUUGCACCAGGCCGCUCAAGCUAACAAGGUUGAGGAAAAUGGGAUACUGCAACCAAACUUCGGCGGCAAUAACAUAGGCCAAGAUAGAGAGCAAAGCUUCUUCUCCAGCGAAACGUUCGAGUCCUGGUAUGGUGAAAACUACAACAAUAGAAGCAACCAAAUCCAAAAGGUGGAAAGAAAAGGAUUUUCUCAAGGAGGCACUAGUGAGAAUACAGCAGAAGGGAAAUCAUUCGUUAAGAAUUAUGAUAUAGUGGAACUGGAUGCAGCGGAUUUACUAGCUAAGUACACUCAUUAUUGUCAAGUUUGUGGUAAAGGAUUCAAACGUGAUGCGAAUUUGAGGAUGCAUAUGAGAGCUCAUGGAGAUGAAUAUAAGACUAAUGCUGCUUUGAGCAAUCCAAUGAAGAACAGUAGCAUGGGAGAUAAUAAUAAUAAUGAGUUGUGGAUGAAAUUGCCUAGAAAAUAUUCAUGUCCACAAGAAGGGUGUCGGUGGAAUCAGAAGCAUGCUAAGUUUCAGCCAUUGAAAUCCAUGAUUUGUGUGAAGAAUCAUUACAAGAGAAGCCAUUGUCCGAAGAUGUAUGUGUGUAAGAGGUGCAACAGGAAGCAAUUCUCGGUUUUGUCUGAUUUGAGGACUCAUGAGAAGCACUGUGGAGAUGUGAAGUGGCAGUGCUCUUGUGGCACUACAUUUUCUAGGAAAGAUAAGCUUAUGGGUCAUGUUGCUUUGUUCGUCGUCGGACACAGCCCAGCAAUAACUUCACAGAAUCACCAUGUUGAUUGAACCACCGACUAUACAAAAUGGUACGUUAUUUGCUAUAGGGUUAAUUUUAGAAAUUUCCAUAGUGAUCGAUGUUUCUUUUUUAUUUGUUUUUUUUUAUUUUAUUAUUAUUAUUUUGUUAAGAGACCUUGUCAUACAUGAUAUCCCAUGAACAAUGCUUUUUGGAAAAUUCGUUCCUGUAAUAUAUAUACAAA
Molecule: messenger RNA, 1369 nt
Organism: Manihot esculenta (cassava)
Lineage: Eukaryota; Viridiplantae; Streptophyta; Magnoliopsida; Malpighiales; Euphorbiaceae
Product: protein SENSITIVE TO PROTON RHIZOTOXICITY 2
Exons: 1
Coding region: 27-1178 (383 amino acids)
Biological process (GO): response to aluminum ion; response to acidic pH
Source: RefSeq, a predicted model, not a curated record